AAUGGUAUCAGGAUCAGUUUCGAUUACUCCUACCAAACUUAGGUAAGAAACUUUUAAAGAACUUCAGAAGUACAACGCACAUAGGAACUAAGACCAAGAUUUCAUCUUACGUUAGUUGAAUGAAGCCUGGUUGUUUAGUGCUGAAAUUUUGGGAUGCGGACCAAGAGACCUCACAUUGGUUGGUUGGAUGGUUGGAGUGCGUGUGAGAUCUAAUAUUUGGUAAGUAGAAUAAAAUAUUUUUUAUUAGGAUAUGGAAACCUCUCCUUAACAUAUGCAUUUAGAACCAUGAAGCUGACUGUCAUACGUAACGGGUCGUAGUGGUGGGCUUGGAUUUUUCUCUCUAACAGACAAAUUUUAAAAUCAUGAGACUGACAGUGAUACAUAACGGGUCGUAAUGGAGGGCUUGGAUUUUCUCUCCCUAAUAGACAUAACAACGAUACGUAAUGGGUCGAACCAAACAAUAUCUGUUAGCAUUAGGCUUGUAUUAGAGUCAGUCACUAGAUGGUGCGAGACACUAGUCGGAGGAGGGCUAAACCCGCUUUGUAGUAGACGCAUUUUAAAACUCUGAGAGAAAGCUCGAAAGAGGACAAUAUAAGCUCAAAGAGGACAAUAUCUACUAGUACCGUGUGUUUGAACGGAUACAAUGUGGUUGAGUUUUAAAGUAUUGGUGAGAAGAAAAAGAGGAAGGGAAAGAAAGGCACGUGUAAGAAGAAGAUAGGAGAGACAGGAAAGAAAGUUAAGCAAUUGGAGGGAUGAUAUGGGAGGUUCAUAUAUCUGCCAGUAUGAGCAUGCAAGGAAUGGGAGAAAAGUGACAAAGUUGCAUCAGAUUGGCGGUGGGGAACACCCAUUUACUUACACCCUCUGCCCCCUUUUACUCCCAUAACCAUUUAUAGAUAAAAAAAACACCAUUCCAACAAAUUUCUAGUACUCCCAUAGUACCCUGCUACCACCCACUUGCAUUACAGCCUCAAGAACACAAACCCAAAGUUCUAGAACAAAAUGAAACAAAGCCAGAUCUAAGUGAUAUCUAUGAUACAUAACUUAUCUCUAAAUUGAUAUCAUUUUUUGAACUGAUGAACCCAAGUUUGGACUCAAAGCACAGACAGACAGACACACACAAUGGAUGGAUUGGGAAAUGGAAUCAUUCUCUCUCUCUCUCUCUGUCUUAUCUCUUCUGUUCCCAAGCCCAUGCAUCCAUCUUUGCCACCAAAGCACUUCAUUUAAUAAUUAUUUAUUAUGCAACUUUGCACAUUUUCCAACUCUCCUUUUAGAAUUUAGCUUCUUACUUCAAACUGCCUCUUGCUGCAGCCUUCUUAUACUCUUCACUCUUCCAUUUCUCUUUAUAAUUCCCACUUCUUCUUCUUUCUUUGUUUGUUUCAAGCUUUUUGUUUCAGCCCAUAUGGAAGAUGAAGAACAGCCUUUACAUGUUGCUGAAUCCAGCAGUGUUGAAAUGGAAGAAACCCCAUCAAGAAUCUUCCCUUGUUUGUUCUGUUCAAGGAAGUUUCAAACCUCUCAAGCUUUAGGAGGCCAUCAAAAUGCUCACAAGAAAGAGCGCACUGCCGUGAGGAAGGCCAAGCGGAUAUCUGAUUACUCGUCGUCGUCAACGUCGUCACGGCCAUUGUCGGUAUUUGCAGGCAGCCAACAGCUUCAUCAUCCAGCUAUAUUGCCACAUCCAAUGUACAUUGCAGCUCAUGGAGCUAAUCUUCAUUGUUUCCCCAAUAGCCAACAAGUGUUCUAUGAUGGCUUGGGAGUUGUUCCCAAGUUUGAGGACAUGGUUUACUAUGGUGGGGUUUGUUCAUACAAUAGAUAUCAAUGUGGGGAAGAUGAAGAACAUGUGUUGAAUUGGCAGAGAAGCAUAAAGAAAGACAAGGAAAAAGAACAAAAACUUGAUCUUUCUCUUCAUUUAUAGAACCUGCCUUGUUGUGUUUUUUUUUUCUGCAUUAGAGCUGCCUUUUACAAAGUUUUGAUCA
Molecule: messenger RNA, 1970 nt
Organism: Cucurbita pepo subsp. pepo (vegetable marrow)
Lineage: Eukaryota; Viridiplantae; Streptophyta; Magnoliopsida; Cucurbitales; Cucurbitaceae
Source: RefSeq, a predicted model, not a curated record